UUGGUUCUCUGAUGUCCUUUCAGAACACAUUUUUAAACAUUCUGAUUUAUACACAUACGAAUUAUCUGAAUGGAUGGAAGAAAUACUUUACAAUGAAUUUGAUACAAUUUCUGAAGAUAAUACACUUGACUCGACAGCUGAUUUAUUAAUUAAAAUGAGUAAUUGGUUAUUGGGAAGGGGCAAGACGAGUGUGGAAGAAGCAAAAACAAAAUUUAGAGAAAAUGUCGAAAAACUAUUGGCAGUGAAUUCGAAAAAGGUUUUUAAUUAUUUUUUGAAGUUUUGUGGUUGGAAUAGGGGAAACUUUCAAAUAAGUUCGAAUAGUUCCCUCUAA
Meloidogyne enterolobii is the source of this 331-nucleotide messenger RNA. NCBI's taxonomy places the organism in Eukaryota, Metazoa, Nematoda, Chromadorea, Rhabditida, Meloidogynidae. The record is from the annotation of a GenBank genome assembly.